UCUAGGGCUUGUUUGUGUGAGCUUCGAAUUCAAUGGACGACAUGGCUGCAUACUACUCACAGCCCCAACCGUCGGGCCUUCUCACUUACCAGUAUUAUCAACCGCCUCCGCCGCCGCAACCGCCCAUGUUGGCGGUGGUGCCACCGCCUCCCGGCACGGCUCUCCCGGCGGUGCACCACCUGCAUCCGCAGUAUGUGACUCACCAUCAGCAACAACCGAUGUUCGCUUCUUACGCUCCUCCUCAAUCAUCCACCAACGAGGUUCGCACUCUCUUCGUCGCCGGUCUUCCCGAAGACGUUAAGCCCCGUGAAAUCUACAAUUUGUUCCGCGAAUUUCCCGGUUACGAGUCGUCACAUCUUCGGAGCCCCACCAAUUCGUCGCAGCCUUUUGCUUUUGCUGUGUUCUCGAGUCAGCAAUCAGCAAUCAUGGCAAUGCAUGCUCUCAAUGGGAUGGUGUUUGAUCUUGAAAAGGCCUCUACUCUUUAUAUUGAUCUUGCAAAAUCAAAUUCUAGAUCUAAGCGGACAAGGAUAGAUGAUGAAAGAGCUGGGUCGGAUAAGAAAGCUAGAGGCCCUACACCGACAUGGGCUACUCCUGAUUCCGCAGGUGUUAGCAGCAUUCACAUGCCUGGAAUGGGUAAUCCUGCUUUCAACACGAACACGUUUGGUUAUCCAUCUCCACAAAGUCUUGGCAAUGCUGAUGGGAGUGCUGUGAGUGACAGUCUAUUUGCAAAUCUGAAGAAGUGUUCAACACCAUAUGUUCCACAAAAUGCAACCCCAUGUGCUACUUUAUUUGUUGCUAAUCUUGGGCCAUCUUGCAAUGAACAAGAGCUAAUGCAAGUAUUUUCUAGAUACCCUGGAUUUCUGAAAUUGAAGAUGCAGAGCACGUAUGGAGCUCCAGUUGCAUUUGUUGAUUUCCAGGAUGUUACUAGUUCAACCGACGCUCUAAACAGUCUGCAAGGCACCAUUCUUCACUCCUCCCAGGCUGGUGAGGGAAUGCGUUUAGAAUAUGCUAAAUCGCGGAUGGGCAUGCGGAAGAAGCCGAAAUAACUUACAUGCUAGAAAAUAGAUAAUAAAAAAAGGUGGAAAACACUAGGAGAAUCACUCAUGACUCCUUCGGGUACGCUAUGAAUUGUUAUUUGCAGGUACAAUAUAAUGAAAGCUCGGCUGCCUUCGUCCAAAAUUGGCAAAAUUUAAUAUGGAGUAUUUAAAAAUACAUAAUUGAGCAGAAGUUAAAUGCUUGCUCUUUUAACAGUUGCACAUUGGUAACGUUCUCUUGUAUUUAUCCACUGUAAAUUUAUAUAAAUGUUACCUUUUACGCAUUUUGAAAAUUUUAUAAAUAUCACUAUAAAUUUUAGUUU
This is a messenger RNA of Abrus precatorius (Indian licorice), 1357 nucleotides long. RefSeq names its product U1 small nuclear ribonucleoprotein A. The transcript is spliced from 10 exons. The coding region runs from base 33 to 1046 and encodes 337 amino acids. Gene Ontology annotation, molecular function: mRNA binding. The record is from RefSeq and is a predicted model, not a curated record. NCBI's taxonomy places the organism in Eukaryota, Viridiplantae, Streptophyta, Magnoliopsida, Fabales, Fabaceae.